Zophobas morio is the source of this 2175-nucleotide messenger RNA. RefSeq names its product polynucleotide 5'-hydroxyl-kinase NOL9-like. The transcript is spliced from 4 exons. NCBI's taxonomy places the organism in Eukaryota, Metazoa, Arthropoda, Insecta, Coleoptera, Tenebrionidae. The record is from RefSeq and is a predicted model, not a curated record. Gene Ontology annotation, biological process: cleavage in ITS2 between 5.8S rRNA and LSU-rRNA of tricistronic rRNA transcript (SSU-rRNA, 5.8S rRNA, LSU-rRNA). Gene Ontology annotation, cellular component: nucleus. The coding region runs from base 73 to 2079 and encodes 668 amino acids. Gene Ontology annotation, molecular function: polynucleotide 5'-hydroxyl-kinase activity.
CAUGUGCCCGAAAUAGGUUAGAAAUCGCAUUUUUGUGGUUAAACAAAAUACAAAGUCUCAGUUUUCAUAAUCAUGAAUAAAACCCACCUCGGUGACGACGUCGGCCGCAAACGCAAGUCGCGAAAUCGCCACAAAUCCAAAAAGUUGAAGCGUUCCCGAAUUUUUCAAGAAACCAGUUUCGAUUCGAGCGACGACAAUGAAACUUCUGCAAACACGACACCGUCUAAGCGCUCCGACUCGCUCGAAUACCAGUUCAAGGUGCUAAAUUUAACCCCGUCGAAGUCAGAAUGUGACACUAGUAAAGAAAACGCAGCAACACCGUCCGACUGUGCCAAAGACGCCUCAAGCUUCUGGUCUGAGUUCGAUCUUUCGCGCGACGAAGACGUUUCGUACGCGUACGGGAGCAUCAUCGAAGAGUUUGCGUGUGAUGACGGAAACCAGAGUUACUCUGAGGUGGUGUCGGCCGAAGUGAAUGGUCUGAAUGAGUCAACGGAUGAGGAAGUACCCCAAAACGUAAUCAUUAUGAAGAAAACCAAGUCAAAAAAGACGGAGGGUAAGACUGUGAAAAAAAAAGCGAAAGUUGAUGACCCCCCAGUGAAUAAUUUACUCAUGGAAGAAGCGCAAUUUUAUUUUCGUGACGACGGAAUUAUUGUUAUUUUGGAGAAAAAUCAGACUAUUUAUUUUCAUGGUUUGUGCUCAGUGUCGGUUCUUCACGGUCAAGUUGAAGUUUUAGGUCACGUUUUAACCAAAAAUAGCCCCGAGGCCAAACUCUACUCAUUCAGGGGCUCCUCUCUUCUGUAUUUAAAAAAUAUCACGGAGUCUGAUAUCCCAAUCAGUAGUUACUUGCUCCCCAACAAAAUUAAACUGUCGGAAAAAUGUGCCCUAGUCUUUUGUAAAAAGUUGCAUGAUCCGGGGGUUCUGUUCAUGGAAAAACACAUUUCGCAGCAGAUUCUGCCCAGACAGGAGCAAGAUUUGCCUAGAGUUGUCUUCCAGCCGAAAGAAGGGAGCUGGAAUUUGCUUCAGGUCAGUCAGGACUGGAAUCACGUAAUUAAUGAAGUCGAUAAAAACACGAAAUUGAUGAUUUGUGGCGGGAAAGGAGUGGGAAAGACGACUUUCCUGAGAUACGCUAUAAACAGACUUUUGAUGAAAUUUAGUGAAAUUAGAGUGAUUGAUUUGGAUCCUGGACAGUCAGAAUUUACGGUUCCUGGAUGCAUUUCGAUUGUUAGAGUGAACACACCUUUAUUUGGUGUUAAUUACACUCACCUGCAACAAACUGAAAGGUCAAUUCUUUCAAAUAUAAAUAUAGCGUAUGAACCUGAAAAAUACAUAGCUGGGGUGAAAGAGUUAGUUAGUGUGGUUUUAGACGAAAUUCCCACUUUAAUUAACUACAUGGGGUAUACUCAUGGAGUUGGAAUUAAUAUUCUAUCGGCUGUGAUCACCCAAAUCCAACCAACUGAUGUGCUCCAAAUUUGUAGCCAAAAUUCUAAAAAAAAUUACAAAUUUAGUUUAAAGACUGGCGUUAUUAAACAAAACGCCAAAUUAUUUGUUUCAGAGAAAACAAAUUUGAAUUAUAAUUUACACCAAAUUGAGUCAAUGUGUGAUGGAAAUGAUAGCUGGACUGCUGAACCCAGACAACUUAGAGAAAUGUGUGUUUUAUCCUAUAUCAGUCAUUUAGUUGAUUCUAAUUCAGUUUUUAAAAGUAAAGGACCAAUGUAUAGGAUAAACUUGAAUGAUAUAAUAAUUAGUGACUUAAACGGCGACGAAGUUCAUCCAGCAGCUAUUAAUGCGUCCCUAGUGGCACUCUGUCGACUGUCAAACAAAGAAGAGCACAUUUUCCAGUGCUUUAGCUGGGGGGUUGUGAGAGGCGUUGAUGUCGCUACUAACGAAUUAGUGUUAUUAACCUCAACAAAAAUCGACACUUUGAAUGACGUUACGCACUUGGUGUCAAAUGGGGUUUCUCUACCACCGUCGGUUUAUAUGACACCGGAUGACAUUCAAGGUCCUAUGCCCUACGUGAUUGAGGGGCUGCUGAUGUCGUUUGGACAGAUUCCCAAGCGGUCGCGGAUGUCCGUGAAGUAGUUUGUAAACAUUUGUUGUAAAUAAAAAGUCGUGCCAACAUAACCUAAAAAUUGUAAAAAAGUCAGUUUUGAAUAAAUAAACACCAGAAAAGUGUUA